This is a messenger RNA of Hirundo rustica (Barn swallow), 3556 nucleotides long. It is a transcript of the gene SLC38A10, whose product is annotated as solute carrier family 38 member 10. Lineage: Eukaryota; Metazoa; Chordata; Aves; Passeriformes; Hirundinidae. Gene Ontology annotation, molecular function: amino acid transmembrane transporter activity. The record is from RefSeq and is a predicted model, not a curated record. Gene Ontology annotation, biological process: amino acid transmembrane transport.
CUGAGUGGGACCGGGGGUACCGGGCGCUCCGAGCCGGCCGUGGGGCUCGGGGAGCGGCCACAAACCGGGUCCCCCGCCUUGGGGAUCCUCCGCCGCGGGCCAUGGCGGCGGCGGCGGGUUCCAACUGGGGCCUGAUCAUGAACGUGGUGAACAGCAUCGUGGGCGUGAGCGUGCUCACCGUGCCCUUCUGCUUCCGACAGUGUGGGAUCCUGCUGGGAGCCGUGCUGCUGAUCUUCUGCUCGUGGAUGACUCACCAGUCCUGCAUGUUCCUGGUGAAGUCGGCCAACCUCAGCAAGCGCAGGACCUACCCCGGCCUCGCAUUUCAUGCCUAUGGAAAAGCGGGAAAAAUGUUGGUGGAAACCAGCAUGAUCGGGCUGAUGCUGGGCACUUGCAUCGCUUUCUACGUCGUCAUCGGCGAUUUGGGCUCCAACUUCUUUGCCCAGAUGCUCGGAUUGCAGGUGUCGGGCGCGUUCCGGAUUGUCCCGCUCUUCGCCGUGUCGCUGUGCAUUGUCCUUCCCCUGAGCCUCCAGAGGAACAUGAUGGCCUCCAUCCAGUCCUUCAGUGCCAUGGCUCUCAUCUUCUACAGCGUGUUCAUGUUCGUGGUUGUGGUGUCCUCCUUCAACCACGGGCUCUUCAGCGGGCAGUGGCUGCAGCGAGUGAGUUACAUGCGCUGGGAGGGCAUUUUCCGCUGCAUCCCCAUCUUUGGAAUGUCUUUUGCCUGUCAGUCUCAGGUCUUGCCUACAUACGACAGCUUGGACGAACCGUCUGUCAAAAUCAUGAGCUCCAUAUUUGCUUCUUCCCUAAACGUGGUCACCACCUUUUACAUCAUGGUGGGCUUCUUUGGCUACGUGAGCUACACCGAGGCCAUUGCUGGGAACGUGCUGAUGAACUUCCCCUCCAACGUGGUGACGGAGAUGAUCCGAGUGGGAUUCAUGAUGUCCGUGGCGGUGGGGUUCCCCAUGAUGAUCCUGCCGUGCAGACAGGCGCUGAACACCCUGCUCUUUGAGCAGCAGCAGAAGGACGGCACCUUUGCUGCCGGGGGCUACAUGCCCCCGCUCCGCUUCAAAGCCCUGACGUUGGCCGUUGUGUUUGGAACCAUGGUGGGAGGCAUCAUGAUCCCAAACGUGGAAACAGUCCUGGGCCUGACAGGUGCGACCAUGGGAAGCCUCAUUUGUUUCAUCUGCCCAGCUCUUAUUUACAAGAAGAUCCACAAGAAUGCGCUUUGUUCACAGAUUAUCCUGUGGAUUGGGCUGGGAAUGCUGGUGAUCAGCACCUACACCACCCUGUCUGCCACCGAGGACACCCCUGUGAGGACAGAAGCAGUGGGCUUGGAGCACCUGGACAGAGAGGAGAACAGAAUUGACCAGGAUUCAGUCCAACUUCCAGAGCAGAACCCAGUGGUGGAGGAGCCCGAGGAUGACCGAGACAAACCCAAAGUGCCUGAGGAGAAGGAGGAGAUGGAGCAGCCACAGAUCAAGGUGCCCGUGCAGGUGCCCAAGAGAGAGGAGGAGAGAGGAAAGGUGGAAGAGAAAGUGCAGCUGGACCGUCCUGAUCAAGGGAUUGCCCUGCCCGUGGGGGAAGCUCAUCGCCACGAGCCCCCGGUCCCACAUGAUGAGGUGGUUGUGGACAUGGGGCGAGAGCGGGAGGAAUCCGACGAGAACAAAGCGGGUCCUGGGGGAGCCCACGACCGUCUGCUGGAGGAGCCAGCCAGGCUGAAGCCCCAGAAGGAGGCGCUGGGCCCAAAACAAGGGAAGGAAGUGGCUGCCGAGAACCAGCAGCGGGGGGGGACUGGCAGGCCCGUCCCAAAUCCGGAGAAGGUCCCGGAGGCAGCGGUGCAGCAGGGUGGAAGGCCGCCCUACAAGGAGCUGGGGCCAGGGGAAGGCAAGCUGGAAGCCAAGGCACAGGCAGCCGUGCUUGAUGAUGACACCGCCGAGGCUGCUGAGAGGGACAGGUCACAGCUCCAGCUCCCCAGGAAAGCAGAGGAGGCCGCAAAGCCCAUGGAGAAGGAAGCAGACCCUGGUGAAAAGCAGGAGCUGCCCCUCCCGGAGAGAGCAGAACUGCUGGAGAACCACCGGAACACCGAGGAGAAGCAGGAGAAGGCAGAGGAAGCAGGGCCAGCAAAACUGCUGGACCACAACAUGCUGCUGCAGGUGAUCAAGGAGCAGCAGGUGCAGCACAAGCAGCUGCUGGACCAGCAGGCCAAGCUGCUGGCAGUGAUCGAGGAGCAGCACAAGGAGAUGCACCAGCAGCGGCAGGAGGAGGGGGCAGAGGAGAAGCCAAAGCCAGAAGCGCAGCCGGAGCCUGCCGUGCCCCUCUCCAGGAGCAGGGAGGACGAGGGCCUCGGGGCCAAGGGAGACACGGCCGGGAAGCCGCAGAGCAAGGAGCAGCCGGAGCAGCGCCCAGCACAGCAGCCCCCCGAUUCCACCCAGCAGCACAGGGACAUGGUGGGGAAGCUGGAAGAGGCCGGGCACAGGCGUGACAUUCCUGUGGCUCCUCCCAAGGAGUGGAAGGUGCCGCUGCAAGAGAAUGACAGAGCUGUUAAGAAUCCCGUGGAGAACCGGGAUCCCGUCCACGGGGAUGCCCAGCGUGUUCCAGCAGCCAGAAACAACCUGGAGAAAAAGCCCUUGGCGGAGGAUUUUGGAGGAGAACGUGAAGCCAAAGCUGGAAGAGAUGUCCACCAGAAGAAGAAUUUCCUGAAAGCUGUGGAAGCAGCUACAGCUCCCAUCCAAAGAGAACAGCCGGGGGCUGCCAAAGUUCAGGGAGUAGCAGGAAAGAGUUUGGAAAGAGACUCAGGAACAAACCUUAAAGCCAAAACUCUGAGUCAGGUGGAGCCCAAGGAGCUGGCAGCGGCACCGGACUCUUCCAGUAACAGGAACGUGGCAGCGGGGGAGCAGCACCCCCGGGAGCGGGAGCGGCAGAGAGGGGCACAGCCUGAGGGAGCGGGCGGGCGGCAGCGGGACCUGCCUGGCCACGGGCACGGGAAGGAGGAGGAUCCCCGGGAGGAGCCGCGGGGCCGGCAGGGCCGUGGCGGUCCCUCCAACGGCGCCGACAGGAAAGCCGGCCCUCAGGACGCUCCAGCGCAGAAGCCCGAGAACGGAGCGGCCGCCCCCGGGGAUCCGCAGCAGCCGGAGCUCGACGUCAAACCCAACCGCGACCUGAAGCUGCAGGGCGGCCUGGACCUGCGCCGCAGGAGACGGGACCUGCCGCCUCCCGACCAGGAGGAGGAGGAGGAGGAUGGCGAGGAGGAGGCGGCCGCACCGGGAGCCGGGGGGGUCCUGAUCGGCCUGAACCCCCUUCCCGACGUGAAGGUGAACGACCUGCGGAGCGCGCUGGAGACGCGGCUGAGCCGGGCGGCCGAGGGCGCGCAGCACCUGGUGCGCAGCCGCCACAUCCAGCAGGUGACGCAGGACGGGAGCCCGUGAGGCGGCUGCGGCAGGGACGGCUCGGGCUCGCCCGUGUCGCUCAGGCAUGGAGAGAGAGAUCUAAGCCAGCAGCGCGUUGCUCGGAUCCACAGGAUCUCCCUGGAUCCCUGAGCACCACCCUGGGGGCUUCCACG